Messenger RNA from Jatropha curcas, 1017 nucleotides. Its product is annotated as CSL zinc finger domain-containing protein. The record is from RefSeq and is a predicted model, not a curated record. Gene Ontology annotation, biological process: protein histidyl modification to diphthamide. Gene Ontology annotation, cellular component: cytosol. NCBI's taxonomy places the organism in Eukaryota, Viridiplantae, Streptophyta, Magnoliopsida, Malpighiales, Euphorbiaceae. Gene Ontology annotation, molecular function: metal ion binding.
AUAUAUAUGUAUAUUUUUUAAACAAUAUUCUAACAAUCUCCCAAUUCUCUGUAAUUAGGUUUCUUUUCCAUGUUUAACAGCUAAUUAAAAUUAUAAAGAAAAUAUUUGAUCGAAUCCUUCAUCAAGCUUGCUUUGGAGAUCAUUUAGAUUGUUCACGAAAUGAUGUUUCAGGUGGCGGAGGUGGUGGUGGCGGCGGCGAUGGUGGCUGCGAUGAGUAUUGGUGUUAAUGCAGAUGAUACCAAUGAUGUGUUUAGCCCUUGUUUAGAUGCUAAAGUAGCAAAAUCAGAUGGAUUUACGUUUGGUCUUGCAUUUUCUAGCAAGGAAUCAUUCUUUUUUGAUCAAGUUCAACUUUCACCUUGUGAUAUUCGUCUUUCUCUUUCUACCAAAACGGCACAACUUUCUAUUUUUAGGCCAAUAGUUGAUGAACUUUCUUUGCUUACUAUCAAUAGCACCACCUUUGAUCCGGUUAAGUUUGGUGGUUAUAUGGUAGCAUUUGCUGGAAGGAAGUAUGCAGCUAGAUCACUUCCAAUUAUGAUGGCUGAUAAUAAUUUGAUUAUUACUAGCUUCACUCUGGUCCUUGAAUUCCAGGAGGGUACUCUUCAGAAUUUGUAUUGGAAGAAUUUUGGGUGCGAAACUUGCUCUAGUGGUUUUGUUUGUCUCAAUGAGAAAGAUUGUGCAAUUCAGACCUCAAAGUGUACCGUUCACGGUGGCUCUAUUGACUGUAGCCCGAGUAUACAAUUAGCAUUCUCUGGUACUGACAAGAAUCUCGAAUCUCUGAAUUCGUGGUACGAGGUAUCAAAUCUCCGGCAAUACUCUCUCCAUGGACUAUACUCGGAUCUCCAAGACUCUGUUAACCAAUUAACUGGCCAGCUCUAAGAGAUAGAUAUGUAUACUCUUUUUUUCAGUUAUAUUGCCUUGCUAUGUGAUGCAACAGUUAAUUUAUCUAUAUAUUGGUACAACAGUUUUGUCUUAAUUAUGGAUUUAUUGAAUAUUGAGGUGUCUGUCUUAAUUGUGUAA